Messenger RNA from Fonsecaea erecta, 2103 nucleotides. RefSeq lists its product as hypothetical. NCBI's taxonomy places the organism in Eukaryota, Fungi, Ascomycota, Eurotiomycetes, Chaetothyriales, Herpotrichiellaceae. The coding region runs from base 1 to 2103 and encodes 700 amino acids. Gene Ontology annotation, biological process: positive regulation of translation; nuclear-transcribed mRNA catabolic process, nonsense-mediated decay. The transcript has 2 exons. Gene Ontology annotation, cellular component: nucleolus; cytoplasm. Gene Ontology annotation, molecular function: mRNA binding. The record is from RefSeq and is a predicted model, not a curated record.
AUGUCAGCUCAUUCUAAGAGUCGCGGCGCAGGAGGUGUCCUGCCUGUGAACGCAGCGACUAGGAAAAAUGCAAGCGCCCAGUCUGCAUCGAAGUCAUCCCCGAGGACACCAGCACCAAGGCUGAGACUGAUCGUCCGACGCUUGCCCCCUGGACUGACAGAGGCCGAGUUCUGGGCCGCUCUGGGCGACGACUGGAAAACUGGCAAUGGCAAAGUCGACUGGGCGGCUUACAAAGAGGGGAAAGCCUCUAAAGAUCCUGCAAAACCCUCACGACCAGCCAGAGCUUAUCUCAAAGUCAAGGAACAGUCAUUGUUGGAACCGUUGUCUAAAGCAGUAAAGGAGUCAUCGUUUCAAGAUGCUAAAAAUACUGGCAAGGAUCCUUGUCUCUUGGGGCCGCCGUCUCUCGAGUUUGCACCGUACAACAAGAUUCCCGUUCCUCGCACCCGACAUGAUGGUAGGCAAGGGACUAUCGACCAGGAUCAAGAGUUCAUCGAUUUCCUGCAAAGCCUGACGGAGCCAAUUAACAAACCAGCGUCGAAUGGAGCCGAAGCCACGGAUGUCAAAGCUGACACAGUUACUAUCACUCCAUUAGUCCAGUAUAUCAAAGAGAAGAAAGCCAACAGGGCCAAAGAAGCUGCCCAAGCCAAAGCAGCGAAGCGCGAAAGCAAGGAAGCGAAGCCCACUAAGAGUGAGCGUCCUCCGACAGUUAUCAUCAAGGGCAAGAAUACCACGAACACGACAGAGAAAGACAAGGACCGAGUUGCGAAGGCCACCCAGGAGGCCGUGAAGGCUGCCAACAAAUCAGCGGCUGCUGUACAAGGAAAGCAGACAGCAUCGGCCAAAACCGAGAGUAAACAGGCAUCGGCAAAGGAGACUCGGCCACAGUCUCCAGCAACCACAGCAACCGCCCCGGCUGCCGCCCCGGCGAAACGAGAGCGCAAUCGAGAGAGGGACAGCGGAAGGGCAGCUGCUCGCAUGCUCCAGCGGGAUCUGGGACUCCUAGCGAGAGAAAACACCUCACAACGCAGUCCAAAGAUUCCAUCAUCGGGUACGGCUGCAGCAAACGACUCCGCGGCUACAUCGUCACCGGCAAAACCGUCAACUCCAACUUCUGCUCCCAAGUCCUCCGAACCUUCGACGUCGACAGAACAAUCCAAAUCGUCGACUGCAGCUACGGCCACCACGCCUACGGUCCCCCCAACUGGCCCACGUGCUUCACGCGCUUCCAAUCCCAUACCCACAAAGUCGGAUCCAUCCAGCACACCUUCUGCGACUUCGGCUCGACCACCAGCUACUCAACGUCAGUCCAAAAAUCAGUCUUCUCAACAGCCCACUACAGGCGCGAAAUCCGCGUUCCUCAAACACGCAAAUCAGUCUCAGGGUAUCACAGAGGACAUCCUUCAACAAGUCUUCAAGGAAUUUGGAACAAUCACCCGCUGCGAGAUUGACAGGAAAAAGGGAUUGGGCUAUAUCGACUUUCAGGAGCCUGAAGCAUUAAAGAAAGCCAUGGCAGCAAGCCCGGUCAAGGUUGCGCAGGGCCAGGUCGUCGUGUUGGAAAAUAAGUCCCCUCAUGGCCAACAUGGGAAGCGCGGCGGUGGUGGUGGCGGCCAAAACCAAGGAUCUCCUGGUCAGGGAAAAGCAGGCGCUGCAUCCCCUGCUGCGGCUGCAGUGGCUGCGAGCUCGUCCAAGCCAGCUGCUGCAAAGUCUGCCACCACUUCGCAGCCGCCCGCUGCGGAAGCUUCGGCGACUGCACCCGGCGCAGCUGCGUCUGGCCCUGCCCCAGCAACACCAAGUUCAGCGACGCCACCUAGCGCACCCCGAGGAAACGCCAGAGGCGGCGGCGGAAGCGGUGGUCGCACGGGGGGUCGUGGGAAUAGUGGAGGAAAGAAAGAGGGAGCUCGUGGUGGCGGGUCCGGAGGGCAGGGUCAGGGUGGGAGACAGGGACAUCGUGGGGGGAGAGGGAACGCUGGAGGUGGUAAACGCAGCGGAGGAGGUCAAGGAAACGGGAAUGCUGGCGCUGCUGCUUCCGGGGCUGCCGGAGGUACUACUACUCCCAGCACUUCGUCGACAGCUGCGGCCAAGGAAGAUGGAAAGAAAGAUUGA